AUGAAGGAUUACCUGAACUUUGACGCCGAAAUUCUUCACAGUCCACUGCAGGGUCCAAAAGUACAGGACGCUAGGCUCGUUACCCGACUGGAUGACAAUAACCGGUACAAUCUUCAGUUCUUCUGGAGACCGGAGGUCAUCUCGGAAUUUUUGGCUAACGGCUUUAAGAACUUCACACAGGAUGACUUCGAAUCAACCAUCGUCAAGCUUUUGGACCCCUUCUCCCUCAUGGCUGAGAGCGAAAUCGUGAAGAUGUGGCAGUUGUUGAACCAUUCGGCGGUUUAUGAAUCCUAUAUUGCAGCCUCAGAUGAGGCUGUGGUCAUGAUGGACACGCUGGAUGCAUUCAAGAACGAUGGAAUUUGUUUGAUUGGUCUUCUGGAAAAUGUAACCCUAACCUCCGUCAGAUAUCUGCGUGAUGCUUUGUCUCCAAACUCCUUAUCCUCCACGUUUGGCACUACGAUUCCAAAUACUUUCAACAAACUCGGCAGUGUCUUGGCAAAACAGGUUGCUGGUGACCUAGAUGCCCUUUCAAAUGCAUUCUCAGAGGAAGGAACAGAAUUUAUGGAAGCAGCACAGGCUGUCGCUCUCCGGCUGAAAGAAGACCUCUACUAUCUGAACGUUGGUGUUUUAUUCGACUUAAUUGAUGAAGUUCUAUUGUUAAACGCAUUGGGCGCCAUUUGCCUUAACCGUUUGCAAUGCUUUGCCCAGCUCUCCUUUGUAGCCAGCCGGGACGCCGUGGCAGCCUUGCAGGACUUCGCACUCGGAAACAUUUCUGGUGCCAUUAAAAAGUACUUCAGGCCCGAGGAUAACCAGUACAUGGUCGACUGGGAGGCCGUGUCCGUAAACGCUUCAAUCCACCUCCCUCAAGAGCUUCUGCAGGCGACUUCACUUCCGAUCGCUUUCUGUGGAGGACGCGCACUACAGCCUGCUAGCUGGCCGCAGCGGAUAGUCCAGGCAUCAGGGACGCUUCUCCGCGAGUUCGCUGAUCUAGAAGUUUAUGCCAGUCUUCGCAAUGCGUCUGCCAACAUCACCGAGUCUCUCAAAUAUAACGCAUGGCUAUUCCUUACACCCCAGAUAAAUCCAAAGAUAAUCGGCUUCGAUGGGGGAGUGAGGGAUCUUUCUUUGAUUCAGAACACACUUUUUGUUUUGGCGAGGGAUAUCUUUGAAGACACUUUUUCAUUAAUGCUCUUGACUUCCGAGGACGACUUCGAGUUUCACUUGUUACCUAUGUGCACAAUAAGCGUCUCAGGCCUUGCUCCUAUAAAACCACUGAUGACCAUCAAGAACCGAAAUCACUGGCUACUAGCAGGAACUUAUCCGCAAUUCACUAUUGUCUACGAUAUGUUUCAUGAUGUGCUCUGGGUACAGUUGGGUGCCAAGUGGUUUGGUAGACUUGACGGUCUUUUUGGAAGCACAACGAAAGUUCCCUUUUCCCCGGCUUUGCCUGCCUGGACAGCACAAAAACAGGACUCAUCGGGAUGGAAGUGGGCAGACCGGUUUAAAAUAAAGUUCGACACUAGGUAUUAUGACACUAUAAUUGACGAUACAGAGGUGGCCGAAUGGUUUGCCCCCUACGCCUCCUGCAACAGCAGAAUUGUUGUCAAACCAUUCCUAACAAUGGUCGCGCUGGAAAAACAUAACCGACAUCGAGAACUGGUUUGUAGUGCAUUGGCCGCCUACGCAUAUGCCUGUGACGGACCUAAGGACAAGGACUUCGUUAAUGAAGACUGCGUUCCCGGUGAGAAUCAACAAGAACGGAGGCGGGGUCAGAUGCAGGUGGCGGGCACUGUGAAAUCCGUACUUUAA
Messenger RNA from Dibothriocephalus latus, 1806 nucleotides. The record is from the annotation of a GenBank genome assembly. NCBI's taxonomy places the organism in Eukaryota, Metazoa, Platyhelminthes, Cestoda, Diphyllobothriidea, Diphyllobothriidae.